AACUGUUGGUAUCGAUUAAUAAUAAAAUGCAUAUUUAUUAUUUACAGAAAUGACUACAGAAAGUACUAAGAAAAAAAGCAAUAAUUAUUGUUCCGUAUUUGGAUGCUGCUCUUUCUAUUCAACUAAUGAAGAUAUUAGUUUUCAUUGUUUACCGAAAAUCAACGACCCAAAAGUGUUGUUAAAAAACAAAUGGGGACAAGAAGAACUAGUUGACCGCCGCAGAAUGUGGGCUAUUUUAUUACGAUUUUCGAAAGAAGCAUUAUUGAAAAAACAUAUUUCAGUUUGUUCAAAACAUUUUACCUCAGAGGACUUCUUACCUCCAGGACAAAAUAACAAACGUAAACGUCUUAAACCCAUAGCAAUUCCAUCGCAAAAUUUGCCCAAGUCAACUGUAUUGCUUCAUUCACCCAAAAAAAGAUCAUAUCCUAAAAACAAAUGUACAUCUAGAAACCAACUAAAAUCAGAGGAAUCAGAUUGUGAAGUGAGUAAAUUUUUAUCAUUGAUACUGCUUUUCAUUUGAAUAAUGACA
Molecule: messenger RNA, 529 nt
Organism: Myzus persicae (green peach aphid)
Lineage: Eukaryota; Metazoa; Arthropoda; Insecta; Hemiptera; Aphididae
Exons: 2
Coding region: 50-520 (156 amino acids)
Source: RefSeq, a predicted model, not a curated record